Pseudogymnoascus verrucosus is the source of this 2217-nucleotide messenger RNA. It is a transcript of the gene PRS5, whose product is annotated as ribose-phosphate pyrophosphokinase. Gene Ontology annotation, biological process: purine nucleotide biosynthetic process; 5-phosphoribose 1-diphosphate biosynthetic process. Lineage: Eukaryota; Fungi; Ascomycota; Leotiomycetes; Thelebolales; Thelebolaceae. The transcript is spliced from 2 exons. The coding region runs from base 345 to 1649 and encodes 434 amino acids. Gene Ontology annotation, cellular component: cytoplasm; ribose phosphate diphosphokinase complex. Gene Ontology annotation, molecular function: ribose phosphate diphosphokinase activity; magnesium ion binding. The record is from RefSeq and is a predicted model, not a curated record.
CGAAACUACGAUUGAGCCGCCUCUCGCAAUUCCUCGUUUUCCUCUCCAUCCGGAGGAAACAACCUCAAAAUUCCUGUGUUUUCACAAGCACCAAUAUUCCAAAUGUUGAAAGCAAACUUUACAUUCGAAAGUGCUUAACCACUACUCUCCCCUCUGCCUUCACCGCAUCCUCAAGUCACCCCUCAUACCGACUUUUCCUUAUCCAAUCGAACGUGAACGGGAAACAUCGGACAAUCGAAAUAAUCCUUCAUCUGCUCAACUGCUUCUUACCGGCAAGCAAGUUUGCUUAACUAGCAGACCUCCUACCUUGAAAGAAACAACAUAAAUACUCCGACCUUUUCACGAUGACCAGAAACAUCGUCAUACUGGGUGGCAACUCGCAUCCUCAGCUGGUCGAGACGAUUUGCAAUACUCUUGGCGUUGCUGCCUGUGAUCGAAUCCUCAAAAAGUUCUCGGUCGGUGAAAGUCGACUUGAGAUUCAAGACUCAGUCAGAGGAAAGGAUGUCUACAUCAUUCAGUCAGGUGGUGGGAAGGUCAACGACAACUUCAUCGACCUAUGCAUCAUGAUCUCCGCGUGCAAAACCGGCUCGGCAAAGCGAGUCACCGCAGUCCUACCGCUAUUUCCCUACUCGAGGCAGCCAGAUAUUCCUUAUAAUAAGGUUGGAGCGCCUCUAACCCGAAAUCCAACAGACGUUAACCGGACUGACUUUUCCUUCGAGAGUCGUCCAGCUACACCGAGCUUGUCUCAGCCACAGAGUCAAGGCUUGGCAAAUGGCAUCGGUAACUUGCACAAGAAGCUUGGAAAGUCGUCGUUAGAGGAUAACAUGUCGAAUGGUAUUACCCCGCCUAGGCGACAAGAUACGAGCGAUAGCAGCAAUGGAUCAGUCAGGGAAGAGAAGGGCGCUCAAACACCCCACUUUACGACUCACGACUACGAGAACAACGCAGUCAUCAACAACGCGGCAUUUUUCCAGCCAAAGCCUGGAUACAAGCAGUGGGUUGCUCAAGCGGGCACCCUUGUCGCGGAUCUGCUUACCUGCGCCGGAGCGGACCACAUCAUCACCAUGGACCUUCACGACCCGCAAUACCAAGGCUUCUUCGAUAUCCCCGUUGACAAUCUCUACGGCAAGCCGCUUCUCAAGAGAUAUAUCCAACAACAUAUUCCAAACUUCAAGGAUGCAGUCAUCGUCAGCCCAGACGCCGGCGGUGCAAAGCGAGCCACAGCAAUUGCCGACGGCUUGAACAUGGACUUCGCCCUGAUUCAUAAGGAACGUCGUCCGACUCGCAUCACUGACCGCCAAAACGCCACCAUGAUGCUUGUGGGAGAUGUCGCUGGCCGGGUCGCCAUUAUCAUCGAUGAUCUCGCUGAUACAUCCAACACCAUUACCCGCGCCGCCAAGCUUGUAAAGAGAGAGGGCGCUACCUACGUCUACGCUCUCCUCACACACGGAGUUUUCAGCGGCGACGCCAUCGCUCGCAUCAACGCGAGCGCCAUCGACAAAGUCAUCGUCACUAACAGUGUCCCACAAGAAGAGCACAAGCGCCUGUGCCCGAAACUCGAAGUACUGGAGAUUGGCGGCAUUUUCGCAGAGUCGAUCCGAAGGGUAUACCACGGCGAAUCCAUCAGCGUCCUUUUCCAGUACGACUAGAAUACAUGUAAUGGAAUUACACCAACCAAUCUUGGGAGAGGCCGUUUCUUUCAUGGCGUAUAUUUUUUCCUCGUUCUUGUGCUUCAUUGGAGUUGGGAAGGCGGGUUCGUUAAUCCCAUUCAUUUGACACCGUGCGUGGGUACACAGUACAGUUGGCAGUUGCCACAGGACAUGAUCGGUGCUUCGGCCGAAAAAAAACAAGCCCCGUUUACAUAUCUUUGCUAUACCCAAAAAAAAGACUCCGAAGUCCAAAGACGGGGGAGAAGAGCGCAGGAUAUAACGGGCAUCUGCGGCUCUGAUUUCUACCUACCAGCUUAAUUUUGUUCACACUAUGAAUGUCUUGACAUCGUAAUUGCACGCUUCCCAAGUGCUGGAUACGGGCGUGAGACAACUUGAGAGGGUAAAGAAGACGCCAAGAAAAAUAAAAGAUAGUUGAAGAAUAUGGUUGAACAUGGGGAAAAUUGAUGCGUGAUUUGUUGCAAUGUUAUUGUGAUUGUCAGCCCAACCUCCAGCUAAUAUGCAUGUGAUUUCCCGGCUCCUAUGACCGUUUACGCCGUCUGACCCUGAC